Molecule: messenger RNA, 3763 nt
Organism: Stegastes partitus (bicolor damselfish)
Lineage: Eukaryota; Metazoa; Chordata; Actinopteri; Pomacentridae
Product: transmembrane protein 106B-like
Exons: 8
Coding region: 92-895 (267 amino acids)
Source: RefSeq, a predicted model, not a curated record
AUGUCUGUUUUCAGACGAUAAACAAAGCUGCAUGACCCACUAGCACCAGCAUUCCGGUCGUCUUCUCACAGAGUCGCAUUCAGGUGUGACGAUGGGGAAGCCUUUUUCCCACCUCCCAAAGCAGGCAGGCCAUGAUGAGACUCAGGAAAACCUGACCUCUCCUCUGGAGGACACCCAGUCUGAGAAUGGCAAGGGUGGCGAUGUCUCCCAGUUUCCCUAUGUGGAGUUCACGGGCCGGGACAGUGUGACGUGUCCUACGUGUCAGGGCACUGGGAGAAUCCCCAGAGGGCAGGAAAACCAACUGGUGGCGCUGAUUCCCUACAGUGACCAGAGGCUGAGACCCAGAAGGACGAAGCUGUAUGUGACGGCAUCUGUGGUGCUUUGCCUGUUUCUGUCCAGCCUGGCUGUGUUCUUCCUCUUCCCUCGCUCCAUUGACGUGUCCUACGUGGGGGUAAAGUCCGUCUUCGUCAGCUACGACCAAGAAAAGCGCAGCGUGUAUCUCAACAUCACGAACACUCUCAACAUCACCAACAACAACUACUACUCAGUGGAGGUGGCCAACAUCACAGCUCAGGUGCAGUUUUCCAAGACGGUGAUUGGUAAAUCUCGCAUCAGUAACAUCACUGCCAUUAGUCCUCUGGACAUGAAACAGAUCGAUUACAUGGUCCCUACCACCAUCGCAGAUGAGAUGAGCUACAUGUAUGACUACUGCACUCUGCAAACCAUCAAGGUCCACAACAUCGUGGUGAUGAUGCAAGUGACGGUGACCACUGCGUACUUCGGUCAUGUGGAGCAGGUGUCUCAGGAGAUGUACCAGUACGUGGACUGUGGAGGAAACACCACCUCCAUUAGAAGCCUGAGCCAGCCGUUCAGCGUCCCACAGCCUGCUGAGUAACCCCACCCUGUCCUCUGGCCUGAAGGCUCGCCUCCGUCCUUCCCCGUGUCCUCCUCCCCUGCACUGUCUAACAACUGUUGUUGUCAUGAUGCCAUGAUGUUAACUUCAUAGACUAGAAGGAAUCCAUGCUCAGAUUGGAAAGUGAAGUUUCUCGGGCAGCAAAGAAAAACUGAAGAAGGUUUUAUGUUGCAGUUAGAACUUUUCACGUCACAGUUUUAACCUGUGUGUCAUAACAAUGCGUCUCCUAAUGACCAGAUCCUGACCUCAUAGUUACAAGAACACACCUAAUGGUGACAUGUGGGUCAUAUAGAACGUUCCCUUUGUCUGUGAUGCUGAAUGUUGUGUGCAUCUGUACAUGUGAGUCCAGUCACACUGCUCAGGUGUCCAGGUUCUCAACCCUGUAGGUGGGAAGCAGAUAGCUGACUGCUUCAAGUAGUUCACUGGCCCUCUGAGCUCAAGAGUCUGCUGUGUGGAGAGAAAACCUUGACUGGGAUAAAUACCUUCAUCCUCCACUGCUUGGAAAACAGCUGUUGCUGCUCGUUUUUAGGUCUCGUGUCUCCUUUUAGGAGCCUCACACAGUCGUGUCAUUUAGUGAAGAUAGAGGAUGUGGUCCUGUUUAAACACCGGCUCACUCACACUAGCUUGAAUUUUUAUUUUCAGUAUCAGAGCCAAAACCUUCCGGAGUUUCAGUACCAGUUCUUAAGUUAGUCCUGAGCUUUGUAGUCAUUAGUCCUCCCUGCCUUUAACUGGACCACUCACGUCCUCCUGUCACUUCUCUGCCGCCACAGCUGUUGGUCAGUCCUGAGAUGGAAACGCAUCGUGUUCCUGAUAGCGGUCCAUUUGUCAGGACAGGCCUCCAGCUCCAUAGUUAUUCUCUAGUCAUGGUCCUUACAAAGCAAACUAGUUUCAGGACCACACCUCACACGAUGAAAGGAUCGUUUCUAUCAGAACAGCACGACGGCAUCACGUCAUGACGUUAUUGGGCUGCACCCUGGUACCUCCUGGUGUCCAUGAGUUCUGAUCUACCUGCUGUACACUGCUGUUAGAGGAAUGAGCAGAAAUCAUGCUCCUACUUAUAGAUUUAAAAACUUGAUUGUUCUUUGAACCAAAAUGUAAACCGUCUAUUUAAAGUGCAUUGUUAGUUUCUAAAGAGAGGUUCUGUUGCUGGCCCAGUGUGUUGGGCUGGAUGAAGGACAGGUGGUGUUCCUACAGGACCAGACGACCCAGUGGGCUGCAGGGUUCUGACAGAAGCUCACUUAUGUAGUGUUUGCUUGUUGAUGCUCAGUCUGUUUUAAUUCCGUUAUUUCAUAUUUAUCGCUGGCACUUUGUAAUGAACUUAUGACCUCCGAUGGUCUUCCUGUUUCUGGGCUCAGUGCUGCUCACUGUGUGCAGUGGCUCAGUGACUAAAGCACACAUGGGAAAGCUGCUUUCUUGUCCUCCUACCCAGAUGGAUUAUUUACCGUCACACCAACGUUUCAUACUGCACAAGUUUGGAGCACAGUUCUCUUUUAUGUCAGCGUCGCUUUGGCGAACUCUGACAACGUACUUGUGCCAUCAAACACUAGCAAACUAUUUUAAGGAGGCUGUGAAAUGCAGAACCAGGGAGUCCAAAUCAGAGGAACCAGAGAAACAGUUCGGCCUUUUGCUGGGAGGUGUUGUCAUUCACGUGGAUGUUAUUCUGACAUGUACCGCCCCCUAAACGCUGUGGUAUCCUCCAUCAUGACCCACACAGCUGCACCCUCCGUCAGCAGGACAACGCGCCCUAACAUAUCACUAAAGUAGCUCAGGAACUGUUCACAGAACAGAAUGAAGUGCCAAGGCGUUGACCUGGCCUCCCAACUCCCCAGGUCUCCAUCCAAUUUAACAUCCAAGGGGUGUGCAGCGGCCUGGGGAGGUUCCACCCACAACCCACAGACAGGUGGCGCCACCAGGCGGCCUCAGAGGUCACCACUGGUGUGUUGGCUCGAGGGGAACCGACAGUGUUCGGCUGGAGGUCUCCGUGUUGGGGGUGAUGGAGUGGUGUACAGGCUGCAUGAAGGCACAAGUCGCCGGCAGCAAGUGCCCUGUCCUGAGACAGGGAGCUGUUCCUGUUUAGCAGCAGGGGUUAGCUCCAGAGGGGUAAGGCCAGCAGGGUCCAUCCCUCCAGGACUAAACACUGCAUCUCCUCCUCUCACAGAUGGUCUGAUACAAAGGUCCUCAUCUGCUUCUGAAAAACAAUGCAAGCAAGCAUGUUUCAUGACAUGCUGGACAGAAAUGCGGCUGUGACCAACAAAGUCUGUCCUGCUGACACAUGCUAUGAUUUUCUGACUGCACACCAUCACAACCACAUUGCAACCUGUGUUGGUCUCCGCCUUCCUGUUUUACUGCCUGACAGAAAAUGAUAAGGAAUAUUAACAGUAAUACUCUGUCCAGCCUUCCUCCUGGUUUAUUUCUUAGAUAAGCUUCUAAAGGGGUUUUUUCUUCUUACAAAAUCAUGUAUAAUUUGAUGACACCGUGUGUAUUUCCACUUGCUGUGGUUUCUGUUAACAGAACUAAAAUCUAUUUUUCCAUCAUGUAAAACCUUCAGACUGUGUCUGAGAUGUUGAGCAACUUUGGAUCGAUGGUGAAACAGACGGGAGCUGUAGCUUCUGAGCUAAGACCUGAGGAGGAGCUAAGACCUGAGGAGAAGCACGAUUCUGACUUUGUUUUGAACCCUGACAUCCACCACACAUGGUUGCUUGGUUACCAGUCCAUCAUUUACCGUCUCAGAGCUACCUUUGUGUUUCACCUCAUCAUACCUCGUUUGUCGCUUUACAUUUUUAGUCCUUAUUUGUACUGAUGUAGUGAUUGUUGUGGGAGCAUGAAUAAAGUUUUAAGCUGAUCAUCUAA